Capsella rubella is the source of this 1115-nucleotide messenger RNA. RefSeq names its product dehydrin ERD10. Gene Ontology annotation, biological process: response to water. The record is from RefSeq and is a predicted model, not a curated record. Lineage: Eukaryota; Viridiplantae; Streptophyta; Magnoliopsida; Brassicales; Brassicaceae. Gene Ontology annotation, cellular component: membrane. Bases 121 to 915 code for a protein of 264 amino acids. The transcript has 2 exons.
CUCAUUACUCAUACAGCUCUUCAAAACUAUCGUAAAAGCAACUUAAAAGCUCAAAUCGAAUUUCCAAGUUUCUGUUUAUUAUUUUUCUUUAAACCGUUCAUUCAAUUCAAGGUUAACACUAUGGCGGAAGAGUACAAGAACAGCGUUCCCGAGCACGAGACCCCUAAGGUCGCAACAACAGAGGAGUCAUCAACGGCAGCGCCAGAGAUUAAGGAACGGGGAAUGUUCGAUUUCUUGAAGAAAAAGGAGGAAGUGAAGCCUCAAGAGACGACUACUCUCGCGUCCGAGUUCGAGCACAAGACUCAGAUCUCUGAACCAGAGCCGUUCGUGGCGAAGCACGAAGAAGAGGAACAGAAGGAACAUAAGCCUACUCUCCUCGAGCAGCUUCACCAGAAGCACGAGGAGGAAGAAGAGAACAAGCCAAGUCUUAUCAAAAAACUCCACCGAUCCAACAGCUCUUCUUCUUCUUCGAGCGAUGAAGAAGGUGAAGACGGUGAGAGGAGAAAGAAGAAGAAGGAGAAGAAAAAGAUCCUUGAAGGAGAUGAGAAAACAGAGGAAGAGAACAAAGGAGUGAUGGAUAAGAUCAAAGAGAAGUUUCCUCACGGCGAGAAAAAACCAGAGGGUCAUGACGUACCGGUCGUCACCAGCAUGCCAGCACCACACUCGGUAGAGCAUCAAAAACCAGAGGAAGAAGAGAAGAAAGGACUAAUGGAUAAGAUCAAGGAGAAGCUUCCUGGCCACAGCAAGAAACCAGAGGACUCAGAGGUCGUCAACACCACGCCGCUGGUUGAAACGGCAACUCCCAUAGCUGAGCAUCCGGAGGAAAAGAAGGGAUUCAUGGAUAAGAUCAAAGAGAAGCUUCCAGGUUAUCAUGCCAAGACAGAGGAGGAGAAGAAAGAUAAAGAGUCUGCUUAAGCAAAAGUAAUUAAACAUGAUCAAUAAUGUGAUAUGGGAGUGGGAGUGUGGGACGUUUGUUGUGUUUUCGUUAUCAUUCUCUCUUUUCUCUUUUUCUUAUGCUUGUCGCAAAGUUUAUGUAUCAUUUGUGUUUUAAUCUAUAAAAAUUGUUUUUGUCCAAAAAAAAAAAAAAAUCUUUAAAAAUUUGUUUUUCAUAAAAA